Molecule: messenger RNA, 1698 nt
Organism: Drepanopeziza brunnea f. sp. 'multigermtubi' MB_m1
Lineage: Eukaryota; Fungi; Ascomycota; Leotiomycetes; Helotiales; Drepanopezizaceae
Source: RefSeq, a predicted model, not a curated record
AUGACGCCUGUAUCGCUCACAGAUAUCAUUGCCUCCCUCCCAAAUGAUGAUUCCUGGGGUCCUCCUACUUCCACGGAGACCACCCUGAAUGGCGUUCCCUAUGCCCCAUACUCGAAAGGCGACAAGCUGGGUCGCAUGGCGGACUGGACCACUGAGGGCAAAGACGGACGCGAUGGCCGAGAUCAGCAAGUCUACGGUGCCGGCACAUCUUCUCUUUUCGCUGUCCAACUCGCCGAAGACGAAUCAUCCUUCUCCGUCGUCAGCAACACUCGCGAUUCGACAAAGACCAGAUUUGGACGGGGUGGAACCUUCGCAAGAGGACGGGGUCAGCGGGGUGGACGAGGAGAUGCCAGAGGUGGCCGAGGGCAAUUUCAAAGAGUCGGAGGACGGGGUGGCCAACAAAGCUACAACAACUACGAUCAGCGAGUAGGCCGUGGAGGCGCGCGCGGUGGACGGAGAUUUGGCUGGAAGGACUACGAUAAGCCGCAGCGCAACCGCGAUGCGUCGGUUAACAUCAAGUCUGACUGGAAGAUGCUGGAGGAGAUUGACUUCAACCGCCUGGCCAAGCUGAACCUGGAUACGGACGAUGGAGAGGAUAUCAAGAGCUACGGUUUCCUCUACUACUACGACCGCUCGUUCGACAAGCAGCCUGUCAAGUCUUCUGAGCGCAAGCUCAAUGUUGUGGACCGCGCUGCCUAUAAUGUGACCACCUCGUUGGACCCUAUCAUUCAAGACUUCGCUGCCAAUGACGAAGCCACAAUUUUCGCUACCGACAGCAUUCUCUCCAUGCUCAUGUGCUCUCCUCGAUCUGUCUACCCCUGGGAUAUUGUAAUUGUACGACAAGGCAACAAGGUUUUCCUCGACAAGCGAGACAAUGCUACUUUGGACAUGGUCACGGUCAACGAGAAUGCUGCUGAUGCGCCAAUGGAUGCGUCAGAGGGAAGUAAGGAUGCUAUCAACCAACCCAGCGCCCUGGCCGAUGAGGCUACUUACAUCAACCACAACUUCGCCAACCAAGUCAUGAUCGAGAACGAGAACCAAAAGGUAGUCAUGGACGAAAGCAACCCCUUCCACGACCCCGACUCCUCCGAGCCAGCCGCCAGUAAGGUCUACAAGUACCGCAAAUUUGAUUUGUCGCUCAACGACGAGGACCCAGUGCACUUGAUUGUCCGAACUGAGAUUGACGCUGUUCAAAAGAAUGCUAUCAGCGGCGAAGAUCAAUUCUUGACGGUCAAGGCUAUGAACGAGUUCGAUCACAAGGCGCAAGGAAGCGGUGGAGCGCUAGACUGGAGAACGAAGUUGGUUGGACAGCGAGGUGCCGUUGUUGCUACUGAGAUGAAGAACAACAGUUGCAAGCUCGCCCGUUGGACUGUGCAGAGUAUCAUGGCCAAGGCAGAUGUGAUGAAGCUCGGAUUCGUCUCCCGCGCCAACCCCAAGACCAACGACAAGCACGUCAUCCUCGGUGUCGUCGGCUGGAAGCCCCGUGACUUUGCUCAGCAAAUGAACCUCUCCCUCUCCAACGGCUGGGGUAUCGUCCGCACGAUUGCCGACAUGUGUCUCCAGCGCGAGGAGGGCAAGUAUGUGCUGGUCAAAGAUCCGAACAAGCAGAUUCUGCGCUUGUACGAGGUACCUGCAGAUAGCUUCGAGGAUGACGGCGAGGUCGAGCUCAUUGAGGAAGCUGACGAGAGUGAUGAGUAG